Messenger RNA from Vigna umbellata (rice bean), 1541 nucleotides. Lineage: Eukaryota; Viridiplantae; Streptophyta; Magnoliopsida; Fabales; Fabaceae. The record is from RefSeq and is a predicted model, not a curated record.
ACAAAAUUUAAUUUAAUUUGAAGAAUAAAGCAAACAGCUGCAAACAGUUCUAUAUUCUCUUUUGUAUAGUAAAAUGCAAUCACAAUCUCUAAUUCUCCCUGGUUCUCCAAUUUUCUCUUUUUCUUUUUUUUGUUACACCACAUAUAAUUCCAUUGCUAUCAGUUUAUACAGAACGCAUACAGUUUUACAAUAUCAGUUUAUAUAGAAAGUCUCAGAAUUUCCACUGUUAAAUUCUGAUUAUCCAGUCUCAGUUUCUGUUUCCAUCUUCCUCUCUGUUGAUUCUUUUCCAUAUUUGAGAAUAACUGAAACUGUUGUAGUUGUGUGAGCUGAAGUUUGAUGUCUGUGCCAUUGGAACAAGGCUAUGUAGGGUUAUCAGAGGUUUCUGCAAUGGAAAGUUCUGACAAGUUUUCUACUAGUGCUGGCUUGAACCUCAAGGCUACUGAGCUGAGGCUUGGUUUACCAGGUUCCGAGUCACCGGAGAGAGAUGGGGGUGUGGAAGAAAAAAAUGGGCACCCUUUAGGCAUGGUCAAGAAUUUGGUGUCUGGGGCCAAGAGGGGUUUCUCAGACACCAUUGAUGGGGGUUCUGGGAAAUGGCUUCUCUCAGGGAAUGGUGGAUCUGAGGUGGAUUUGGGAAAAGAUUGUGGCUUGUUCUCACCAAGGGGUAUUGGUGCUGGUGCUGCCAAGGCUGAGUCUGCCAACCAACAAAUUUCUGUUGUAAAAGAUAAAGUUCCUCUGCCUCCAAAACCGUUGAAUGAGAAGAAACCUCAGAUAUCUGCUCCUGCUGCAAAGGAACAGGUUGUGGGAUGGCCACCAAUUCGAUCUUUCAGGAAGAACUCAAUGGCCACUCAGCCUCAGAAGAAUGAUGAUGAUGCAGAAGCCAAGUCAGGGUGCCUUUAUGUGAAAGUUAGCAUGGAUGGUGCUCCAUACUUGAGGAAAGUGGAUCUCAAAAACUUUGCCACUUACAUGGAACUGUCUUCAGCACUGGAAAAGAUGUUUAGUUGUUUUACAAUCAGACAAUGUGGUUCUCAUGGAGUUUCUGGUCGAGAUAAGUUGAGUGAAAGUAGAUUGAUGGAUCUGCUUCAUGGUUCAGAAUAUGUUCUCACCUAUGAAGACAAGGAUGGUGAUUGGAUGCUAGUUGGUGAUGUUCCAUGGGAGAUGUUCACUGGCUCAUGCAAGAGGCUGAGGAUAAUGAAAAGUUCUGAAGCAAUUGGACUAGCACCAAGAGCCAUGGAAAAAUGCAAAAGUGGCAACUAGCAAUAUGGUAUUGAUACAGAAAAGAUGGAGUACUAAUUAUUACCUUUAAACACAUGAUAGAAGAGUUCAAAGGCAAGUGCAGGGCACAAGCUGGGGAUUCUCUUGGUUGAAUAUGUAAAAUCCUACGUAUAGGAUCCAAGUAUCUUAGGCCAUAUAUGUUUGUUGUAGACAUUUCUUAGGCUUGUUGGUUUAUCCUCACUUCUCUUCAGUCACUGCACUGUGAACUUCAUAAGAUUGAAGCUGUCUCACUAAGUAAAUUUUGUAACUCAAGUAUAUGAAGUUUAAUA